Messenger RNA from Tribolium madens (black flour beetle), 896 nucleotides. RefSeq lists its product as uncharacterized. Bases 20 to 802 code for a protein of 260 amino acids. Gene Ontology annotation, biological process: regulation of cell projection organization. Gene Ontology annotation, cellular component: ciliary basal body. The record is from RefSeq and is a predicted model, not a curated record. Gene Ontology annotation, molecular function: cytoskeletal protein binding. The transcript is spliced from 4 exons. Lineage: Eukaryota; Metazoa; Arthropoda; Insecta; Coleoptera; Tenebrionidae.
UUGUCAUUUUUUCCCUGUCAUGUUUGAAGAAGAAUUUGACUAUGUGGUCGAACGUAAACCGCCCCAUCCCAUCUGCUUCGGCUCCAAACUCGUCCGCAACACGGCCCCCAUCGGCAAGAGUCUCUCUCCGUUCCAGAAACUGGCAGCUCCGGAAAACAACCCCCUGACCGGGCCUGGACACUACAAAACCGAGAAGUACAACUGCGCCCUUGAUCGGCUCGUCAACAAAGUGACGAGUAGUAAAGGUGUGGGGCCCUUGGCUAGUGAUGAUCCCAGGUUCAAAGACAAAAUUUUCAUGCGGACGCCGUCGCCGACGAGGUAUAACCCCGGGAGGCCCGUGAUGAUGAAACGUCAAGGGAGGGCCCCAUUCGGGUCGAAGACGCGACGACUGAUCUCCGCCGAGGAUAAACUCCCAGGGCCAGGGACUUACGAUACUGCCUCGAAAAAGUGCCGGAGGACACGAUUUAUGUACAAUUUCGGGCAUCCGACCAUGAUUUCGUCAAUUGAAAUUAUUUGUGUGGACCGACCCAGCGAUACUUGUGUCAAAUGUGAGCAAAUAUGUGCUGGGGAUUACUGGCACAAAGACUAUACAGUUUUUUUGUGUCAUUUAUGCUGGGAGGAGGAAAAACGGGGCCGGGAGUUAUACAACGAGAAGGAAUUAAAUACAUUCCAGAAAAUCCGCAACUGUUCUUUUGCUCAUAACCACGAGGGAACCUCGGCCGCAAUUCGGUUGCUUCCGCCGCGAAAAAUCAACAAAAAAUUACGCUUAGAAAAUUAUUUAGACCUUUAUAUUAAAUGUUGAUCACUUUUUACAAUAUUGCUGUGUCCCUCUCCGUCCGGUCCCGACCUUCCUGAAUCAAAAUCUCCGAACCUUUCAGACAUUUCCCGACUGAACG